Choloepus didactylus (southern two-toed sloth) is the source of this 2601-nucleotide messenger RNA. RefSeq names its product phosphoenolpyruvate carboxykinase 1 (gene PCK1). The record is from RefSeq and is a predicted model, not a curated record. Gene Ontology annotation, cellular component: cytosol; mitochondrion. Gene Ontology annotation, molecular function: GTP binding; manganese ion binding; phosphoenolpyruvate carboxykinase (GTP) activity. Lineage: Eukaryota; Metazoa; Chordata; Mammalia; Pilosa; Megalonychidae. Bases 153 to 2021 code for a protein of 622 amino acids. Gene Ontology annotation, biological process: cellular response to dexamethasone stimulus; cellular response to glucose stimulus; cellular response to insulin stimulus. The transcript is spliced from 10 exons.
GAGGCUCCACUCCCCAGCACAGCCUUCCCACAGGGAACACGCGCUCACCAGCGGGAAGAACCUGGAAAGAAACCCUGGGAUCUCUCGUCGAGAUCGUCCAAAGGGAAGAAAAGUAACUCGGCAGCCGCACCCCUUAGCACAGAUCUGCAGAAAUGCCUCCCCAGCUGCCCAAUGGCCUUAACUUCUCGGCCAUAGUUGUCCAGGGCAGCCUAGACGACCUGGCCCAGGCAGUGCGGGAGUUCGUGGAGAGCAGCGCCAAGUUGUGCCAGCCGGACCUCAUCCACAUCUGCGAUGGCUCCGAGGGCGAGAACCAGCGGCUGCUGGAGGACAUGGAGGCACAGGGCAUGACCAAGAGGCUGAGGAAGUAUGACAACUGCUGGUUGGCUCUCACUGACCCCAGGGAUGUGGCCAGGAUUGAAAGCAAGACAGUCAUCGUUACCCAUGAACAGAGGGACACAGUGCCCAUCCCUAAAGUGGGCCUCAGCCAGCUGGGUCAUUGGAUGUCUGAGGAGGACUUCGAGAAAGCAUUCAAUGCCAGAUUUCCAGGGUGCAUGAAAGGUCGCACCAUGUACGUCAUCCCCUUCAGCAUGGGGCCGCUGGGCUCGCCGCUGUCAAAAAUCGGUGUCGAGCUGACUGACUCGCCCUACGUGGUAGCCAGCAUGCGCAUCAUGACUCGGAUGGGCACGCCGGUCCUGGAAGCGCUGGGUGACAAGGAAUUCAUCAAGUGCCUCCACUCCGUCGGGUGCCCUUUGCCUUUGCAAAAGCCCUUGGUCAACAGCUGGCCCUGCAACCCGGACUUGACGCUCAUCGCCCACCUCCCUGACCGCAGAGAGGUCAUCUCCUUUGGGAGUGGGUACGGCGGGAACUCCCUCCUCGGGAAGAAGUGCUUCGCUCUUAGAAUUGCCAGCCGGCUGGCCAAGGAAGAAGGGUGGCUAGCGGAGCACAUGCUGAUCCUGGGUAUUACCAACCCUGAGGGUGAGAAGAAGUACCUGGCGGCGGCAUUUCCAAGUGCCUGCGGGAAGACCAACCUGGCUAUGAUGACCCCCACGCUCCCAGGGUGGAAGAUAGAGUGCGUUGGCGACGAUAUCGCCUGGAUGAGAUUUGACGAGCAAGGUAACUUAAGGGCCAUCAACCCAGAAAACGGAUUCUUUGGCGUUGCCCCUGGGACCUCUGUGAAGACAAACCCCAACGCCAUCAAGACCAUCCGGAAGAACACGAUCUUCACCAACGUGGCCGAGACCAGUGACGGGGGUGUUUACUGGGAGGGCAUUGAGGAGCCUCUGGCUGCAGGCGUCACACUCACCUCAUGGAAGAACAGGGAGUGGCGUCCUGGGGAUGGGGAACCUUGCGCCCACCCCAACUCGCGAUUCUGCACCCCUGCCAGCCAGUGCCCCAUCAUCGACCCUGCAUGGGAGUCUCCGGAAGGUGUCCCCAUCGAGGGCAUCAUCUUUGGAGGCCGCAGACCUGCUGGUGUCCCUCUAGUCUAUGAAGCUCUCAACUGGCAGCAUGGAGUAUUUGUGGGGGCAGCCAUGAGGUCAGAGGCCACAGCAGCUGCUGAGCACAAAGGCAAAGUCAUCAUGCACGACCCCUUUGCCAUGAGGCCCUUCUUUGGCUACAACUUUGGUAAAUACCUGGCCCACUGGCUCAGCAUGGUCCAGCGCCCAGCAGCCAAGCUGCCCAAGAUCUUCCAUGUCAACUGGUUCCGGAAGGACAAGGAAGGCAAAUUCCUCUGGCCAGGCUUUGGAGAGAACUCCCGGGUGCUGGAGUGGAUGUUCAACCGAAUCAACGGGGAGGACUGUGCCCGGCUCACGCCCAUCGGCUACAUCCCUGCGGAGGGGGCCUUGAAUCUGGAAGGCCUGGGCAGCAUUGACACGGAGGAACUCUUCAGCAUCUCCAAGGAGUUCUGGGAGCAGGAGGUGGAGGAGAUCCACAAGUACCUGGAGGAGCAAGUCAACACUGACCUCCCCCAUGAGAUUGAGAGAGAGGUCCUCGCCCUGAAGCGAAGACUAAGCCAGAUGUAAUCAGAACCUGAGACCCUCACCUUUAAAAUCAUCCCCCUUCCAUUUAGUAAGCUGCUCUGGGACCAAGAGAAGGUGGGGUUUCCUCAACUGCCGCCAUCCACAGCGUGAAAAUGACCACGCCGAUGUUCACACCCAAAAGGCACACUUUAAUCAUUCAAACAAGAACCACGGACUGGGAGGGGAAAUCUUAGCCUGUCCCCAGCUCUCCCUAGCCAAUGCAUAGUUUGGUCAACGUUAAGGACACUCAGACUUUUUUGUCUUUCUGUUUUUUCUUUCCACUUUAGCUGUAUCAGUUAGCUGGAAUGCACAGAAAAAAUACUUGAGCUCUAUAUGUCUGUGUGUGUGGCAUAUUUGUGUGUGUGUCCAUAUGUGCUAUUAUCUAAAAUAUAUUGAAUACCUUUGGAAAAAUCUCGGGAAAGAUUACCUACUAGUUGUUCCUAGAAAGAAACUGUACUUUAUUACUAAUGCAUGUUGUUAAGUUAUUUUUAUAUACCACAGUUCCUUACCUUUGUAUAAUUUCAAAUUGUUCCCUUACUGCUUCUUGUAAAAUUACAAAAUAAAAUUUUAUAGAAAAAAUGGA